UAGACAACGACAAGGUAAGACUACGCGUUUCAUAUGGAAUGUGCUAAAACCCUAACUGUGCGACUCUCUCCGUGUGUCUACCGAACGGUAAAGUUUAACGGGUACGAACUUCGUGAUCUGAAAUUUGGUUACCCUUUGAACAAUUUGAAGUUCCGAAACUGAUGUUAACGGUGGUGGCUGUUUUAGUUUGAGGAAGCUCGCAGGCUAUGGCUUCUAAUGUGCAAGAUACUACUAUAGAAGAAAGGCAACCAGCCACUCGCAUACAGAUAUACCCUACCUCUGCCACUGGAGUCUCUCCGUUCUGGAGAGAGAAGUACGAAAGAGAAGCAAAGAAAUAUUGGGAUAUAUUUUACAAACAGCACCAAGACAAGUUUUUUAAGGAUCGCCACUACUUGGAUAAAGAAUGGGGUCGGUACUUCAAUGGAACGGGGAGAAAAAUCAUUUUAGAGGUCGGCUGUGGAGCAGGAAACACUAUUUUUCCCUUAGUUGCAACAUACCCAGAUAGUUUUGUCUAUGCGUGUGAUUUUUCUCCACGUGCUGUCAAUUUAGUUAAGACGCGUAAAGACUUCACUGAUAAACGUAUCAGUGCCUUUGUUUGUGAUCUGACUCUUGAUGACCUGAGAGAUCAUAUUCCUCCUUCUUCAGUUGACAUUGUAACCAUGAUUUUUGUAUUAUCUGCAGUGUCCCCGGAGAAGAUGUCUCUAGUUGUGCAGAAUGUGCAAAAAGUUCUUAAGCCAAAAGGUUAUCUUCUGUUUCGCGACUAUGCCACUGGUGACCUUGCCCAGGAAAGAUUGAUUUGCAAGGACCAAAAGAUAAGUGAAAACUUUUAUGUCAGGGGUGAUGGCACUCGUGCUUUCUACUUUUCAAAUGAAUUCUUGACCAGUUUGUUUAAAGAAAAUGGAUUUGUUGUUGAAGAAAUCGGUGUGUGCUGCAAACAAGUGGAGAAUCGUUCAAGGGAGUUAUUAAUGAAUCGUCGUUGGAUCCAAGCGGUGUUCCACCUUUCAUAUGGUACAAACUAUUCUAUAGAUACUGAAGCUGCUAUUCAAGUCAAGGAGAACAUCUUGAACGAAGCUAAGAAUGAUACUGAGGUUGACAUUUCUGAUGGAGUGGCGGCAGAAAUGUUUGGAAUUUUGCCCUCCGGUGACAAUGAGACAACUGAGAUCAACUUUGAAGACUUCAAUUUCAAGAUUAAAAUGCUAUCAAAAGAGUACCAACAUACUUGCAAAUCCACUGGCCUGAUGUUGUGGGAAUCAGCCCGUUUGAUGGCUUCUGUGUUAGCAAGAAAUCCAACUAUUGUUGCAGGGAAAAGGGUGUUAGAGUUGGGGUGCGGCUGUGUGGGAAUCUGCUCUAUGGUUGCUGCUAGGUUUGCUGAAUGUGUUAUCGCAACCGAUGGAGAUAUAAAAGCACUUGAUCUAUUGACCCAAAAUGUGGCUUCAAAUCUUAGACCACCAUUCCUAGACAAAUUGAUGACAAUGAGACUAGAGUGGGGCAAUAGAGACCAUAUAGAAACAAUAAAGAAAGUAAAUAGCAGAGGUUUUGAUAUUAUUCUAGGCACAGAUGUGACUUAUGUUUCUGAAGCUAUUUCACCCCUAUUUUCCACUGCAAAGGAGCUGAUUUCAACUACCAGAGGCAGUAAUAGUAAGGACCAGGAAGAACCAGCAUUGAUUCUGUGUCAUGUUAUUCGUCGGGUGGAUGAGCCAUCUAUACUUUCAACUGCAUUACAAUUUGGCUUCAGGCUGGUUGAUAGGUGGCCCUCAGGAACUUCUACUAAUUUAUCACAAGGAAUCAUAAACCCUUGGUUCCCAGACAAUGCCUUCCUAUGUAUUCCAGAUACGGCAUUGAAUAUAUGGUACUUCCGCAUGGAAUGAGAUUAUUUUAUAGACUUUCUUUCAUCCUUUUUUUUUUUUUUUUUUGCUCUCCAGUAGGGUUUUGAGUAUUUAUCCAUUGUUUCGUAACAUGAAUCCAUUGCCUGCAUUUAUUGCGACAUUUUCCCCUUGGGACGGUGAAGAUCUGUAAUUUACUGAAAACUUUUUCACAGUUGCUUUUAAAUGCAAGCGAAUUUUUAUUUA
Messenger RNA from Ziziphus jujuba (common jujube), 2069 nucleotides. RefSeq lists its product as uncharacterized. NCBI's taxonomy places the organism in Eukaryota, Viridiplantae, Streptophyta, Magnoliopsida, Rosales, Rhamnaceae. The coding region runs from base 207 to 1868 and encodes 553 amino acids. The record is from RefSeq and is a predicted model, not a curated record. The transcript has 12 exons.